Annulohypoxylon truncatum is the source of this 4414-nucleotide messenger RNA. RefSeq lists its product as uncharacterized. NCBI's taxonomy places the organism in Eukaryota, Fungi, Ascomycota, Sordariomycetes, Xylariales, Hypoxylaceae. The transcript has 3 exons. The coding region runs from base 742 to 4101 and encodes 1119 amino acids. Gene Ontology annotation, biological process: protein transport. The record is from RefSeq and is a predicted model, not a curated record.
CCUUUGUGUAGACUACCAGUUUCGUCAUACCUCCUACAGCUCUCACAAGGUUCAUGCAUGUCCAUUCGAUAUCUUGCAUCGUUCACCUGCUCACCCUCCGUCAAAUCGAAUAAUUCCAUCACUUUAUUUGUUCAGCAUCCCGCCAGUUCUUUUGUAAGAGCAACCUUAGAAAUUCAACAUCUCCUUUAUCAAGGGAACAGAUACAGAAUCGGAGAAUAGGUGCCUAACCGAGACGGAUUAGACGAUUAGACAGCCCUCGUCCAUUUUUUAAGCCUUUCAACCCCUGCGUUAUCCCUGAUCAUCUCGUUUUUGUCACAAGGAGCCGAAACGCCAGCCUUAGCCCUGGAAGCUCCUUCGACCGUCCAGCCGUCACAACUAUCGUCAAAGCUCCUAACAUUCUAACACAUCUAUACCCACUUUCAUCAACGUCUAAAACCACAUUUUGUCCUCUAUUUCCCCUCCAACCCUCUUGAGUUUCUAGACAACUACUUAAUCAAUUGCGAAAACCUAUAUGAAGAUAUCUUCGUCUACAAUCGUGGACUCGAUGUUGACUUGGAGAUAGAUCUAAUACUUUCUUUUCGUCUCUUCUACCCCGGUCGGUUUCAUUUUUUUCAUCGCGUCUCAUUUACAUCACAUCCGAACCGCCAUCAUUUCGGUGGGCAACGUGUCAAAAUCAUUUACGUAUACCUUAAUGCGAACAGUGUUUUUCACUUUUGUUGAAGCUUAAAGCUGCGUGUUACCAUGACUGUCGCAAAGGACGACAGAUCUAAAUCUAGUACGAAUGGGUCUGCGAAAGGGAAGAAGGGUAUCAACGGAAGCAAUGGUGGUAAUGGUAUGAAUGGACAUACAUUAACAUCAAGGCGGAGAAGUAUCGAACCGAAGAAGAAGAGCUUCUUUGCAUGGAUCUUCAGUGUCACCGCAAGGUUAUUGUCUUGGUAUUGCAUCUAUACACUGGUCUUCCGAUGUCCGUCCAGCCUCGAGGCAUGCAACGAUGCGACACCCAGAAUCUGCAAACCUUAUUUUGGAAUUAAAUCGAUUGUGUCGCCGCAUGUAACUCCGUAUUAUGAUACCUACGCCGCCCCUUACGUCGACAUUGCCAAGCCGUAUUAUAAUACCGUCGACCGUAUUCUCAUCACACCCACCCGCUCCUAUGCUGUCAAAUAUGGUGGUCCGCGGGUGGACCAGGCUCGUGUCUUCAGCCAAGCUCAGUGGGAGAAGAACGUCCAACCGAAACUAAGCAAGUAUCAAUCUCUGGCGAAGGCUCGAUAUGAUGAGACUAUCGCACCUCACGUUGAGGGUGUCUCGGCCGCUGUCUCUCCUUAUUACGAAAUCGCGCGGACCAAUGCGCUGCAGACCUAUCACGAGCUGCUACUUCCGAGCUACCUGUUCGUCCAGCCUUACGCCGCGCAGGGCUAUGACGUUGCCUACACGUUUACCACCGAUACUGUCGUCCCAUCGACUAAAUGGGGUUGGAACAAGACGUGCGCCUUCCUUGACUCUACUGUCUGGCCCCAUCUGCGAGACGUCUAUGUCAUGAAGGUCGAGCCGCAGCUCGUUCGCAUCGGCGAGAGAUUAGGCAGGUAUAAGGAGAAGAAGGUCAAGUCGGUUAUCGAGGAAGCUAACUCAUCAGCGCCCAAAUCUACAUUCGCGAAACCGACAGCUUCUACUACUUCAUCUACCGCUCCGGUUGUCGAAAGUACCGCUAUAUCUGAACCCGAAUCCCCUGCCAGAAGCGAGGUAGAAUCUCCUGAGACUCAACAAGAGGUGGCUGAAAUAAAGAUCGACCAGACCAAGUCACGCACCCCGGAAGAAGUACGUGAGCACGCUGCGAAGACCGUGGCCGAAGAUCUCGAGUUAUGGGAAGGGAAAUUCGCGAAAGUCGCAGAAGAAGGAGCUACGGAAAUUGAGGGCCGCGUUGAGGAGAUCGCGAACCGUAUGAUCGAGAGACAAGCUAACGGCAUGGGUAAAUCCCUCGUGAAACAACUCGACGAGACUGCCACUGCCGAGCUCGGGAAGCUUAAGAAGUCCAUUAUUUCCAUUUUGACAAAACAUAGCGAAGAUGCCGAGAAGAGAGACGAGGCCUUGCUGGAAGCCGUCCGCGCAGCCGGCAUCAAAAUUAGAGACAAGGCCCAUACCGUUCGCACUUGGCGCCAAACGUACGAGCAGGAAGCUGAAAUCGCCGUCACCAAAGCCGCCGAAGAGCACUACAGUAUCCUCGAAAAGACGAGUGAUCUCGCUCUUCAGAAAAUUGGCAUGAAAUGGGCGUGGAUGGAAGGUGUCACCUAUACGGACUGGAAGAAGUACCAUGAGCUCAAGGCUCGCUUUGAGCAGUGGACGAACGAGUUCAAACAGCUGAUUACUACCCAUCCUGGCAUCCUGGCUGCCCAGGCAGCUGGAAUCGAGAUUGAGGAUGAGGCGAUGGGCAUAGCGCAGGCCGCAGCCAUGGAAUUAGGACGAUUAAAGCAGGUUGCUACGUGGAAGGCAGUAGCCGGCGACUUCAGCGACAAUUUUGACAGCGAGACGACUGAACUGGCAGCUAUAGACGUCGCCCGAAAAGCUGCCAGUGCCGCCCGGAGUGCCACAUCGGCAGGUUCCUCUAUCGCCGGAGAAGCUGAGAGCGAUUCUGAGUCAGUGGCUGAGGCAAGUGCAGAACAAGACGCCCCCGUCAACGCUGAGACAAUAGUCGUAUCGCUUUCUCAGGCAGAGACGGAAGCUACCAGCGUCAGUGAUUCAGCGUCGACCGCAGCUCCAUCUUCGGAGACUGAAGCCGCAGCAGUGGACAACAAGACCAACGUAGAAAACCCAGACGAAGCGUCCGCGUCUGAACCUAUCGAGGUUCCAGAACAAGUUAAAGAAACGAUUGUUGAGGUACCCGAUGAACCGACUGUUCCUGUCGAAGAAGCCGCCCCCACGACUACUGUCAAGUCGGCUCUCUUUGGUGCUGCAGCCCAGUCUGUGCCCUCCCGACAGCCUAUACUCGAUGACGAUAUCGAUUCGUCUGCAUCAAGCGCACUGUCAGUGGCGCAGUCAGAUAUUCCUGCUAGCAUCACCUCGGCCGCCCAAUCCGCAUACACAGCUGCGAUCGCUGGAGCAGCCGAUCAUUACUCGCGUGCUAUGUCCGUCGUCUCCGCCCAAAUCCACGGACAACCGAAGCCCGUUCACGAGGAGAUGCUUAGUUCGGUUUCUAAUGCUUACUUUGGCGCCGUUGCUUCAGCCAACUCUCGACUAAACGCUGCUAUAACGGCCGCAUCUCAAAGUGUCUAUGGCACUCCUACCGCCAAAUGGGUCCCGAGCGCGCCGACUGUUCCAUCUGUUGAUUGGGAGAGGGUCCAGUCCAUCGCCCAGCAAAAUCUUGAUGACUCGGUAAAGUGGGCGUCGGAACAAUACUUAGCCGCAAAGGUAGCGAUUGGCGCUGCUGAACCGACAUCUAGCACAUAUCUUGAGAGCGCAGAGAAGAAAGCCAGCAAACUCCUCGACCAAGCCAAGCACAACUAUUAUGCGGGUUUAGGCCUGGCACAUGCUCGGUAUUCGGAGUUUCUGUCUGCAGCAUCAAUAGUCGCUACCCCCACUCCGACUAACAUUCAGGAGUCGGCCUCGUCUGUUAUGUCAGCAGCCGGUGACGCUGUUGGGGACAGUUGGGACGCCCUUGUUAACCGCGUGAGUUCCCAGGUCUACGGCGCUCCUACGCCAACCCCAUGGUACGAGAAUUUGAAUGCUGCAGCCGGUGACUUCGCUUCAGCGGCUGGUGACUAUGCAGCAUCAGCUACAGAUGCGGCAGUAGGCCAGGUCUCUUCUGCGACGGAGUUGGCAGGAGAUUAUGCCUCUUCAGCUGGCGAUGCCGCAGCAUCCCAAUACUCCAUUGUUAGCUCUCUUGUCUCCGAACUUAUAAUCGGAAAAGAGCCCCCUGUUACCGAGUCGGUGUAUUCACGUCUCUCAGGAGCAUAUUUCACUGGCAUUGCCUCGGCAUCAAGCAUCGCCAGUGUCGCAUCUGCAACGGCAGCCAGCGUGGCAAGCGAAGCGAGUGACACGGUCAGCUCCUUCGUUGACGCUGCUGCCGAAAAAGUUAAGGGCACGGCCCAGCAUGGCAAGGACGAACUUUAGAUGCUGACCGCAUCAAUCCGAACACCCUUGACAAUUGUCAUUGUAGGUAGACAUUAAUGAUAAUUACUACAGCAUACGAAACGAUACGAGGUUUCUUGGCAAUUAAGCUGAGAUAAUCUCGUGUUGAUCUCUUUCUCUCUCGCUCUUUUGGAACAUGGCAUAUACCCGGAGCGUUAGGAUGCGUGGGCAUUUCUCUUCUAGUUUACAUGGUCUUUUCAUUUUUCCCGCGGAUACGCUGUCGAAGGAAACAAGGUGCCCUUCCACCGAUCAUUUGUAGUCGCCGUUGUAGAUGUGAGGGGGGGAGGGGAGGGAG